CCACACGCUCAGGACCGGUCGCCUCCCCUGUGUGGAGCGUGCGCAUGCGCAGUGCAGCCCUCGCGCCUGGCAGUGAGCGGAGUCAUGAUGGCGGCGGCGGACAGGCCGUGCUAAUGAGACAGCGAAAUAACCGACAGCCAGAGGAGCGCUCGCCCGGGCACCCGCACAACGCCGGACACACGGACAGCACAGCAGCGGGGUCACCCUCGCCGCCAGUCAGACACAGCCGGAGACCGCAAGGCGAGAGAGGAGGAUCAGACAGCAGCCGCUGAGCUUCGCUAGGCCGGACCACGGGCCCCGCAACGCCUGCCGGGAGACAGCGGCCCCGGGAGGGUGACAGAACGCAGCCACCAUGCAGAUCACCAUGAAAACGCUGCAGCAGCAGACUUUCAAGAUAGAGAUCGACAGCAAGGAGACGGUGAAAGCUUUGAAGGAGAAAAUUGAACUUGAAAAGGGGAAGGAUGCAUUUCCUGUCGCUGGCCAAAAAUUAAUUUAUGCAGGUAAAAUCCUUAAUGAUGACACAGCACUUAAAGAAUAUAAAAUUGACGAGAAGAACUUUGUAGUUGUUAUGGUGACAAAACCAAAAGCAGCAUCUUGUCCAUCAGCACCAGCUGCAGCACCAAGCCAGCCUUCCAGCACUGCUACUGCUGCCCCUGCAUCACCACCCCUGACAUACACCCCACUCGCCCGUACCAAUGCCCCUCUAUCCCUACCUUACCCGCUGCCUAACAUUCCUAUACCUAGUCCAUUUGUAACUGUACACACCCCAACCCCUGCUCCUACUGAAGAAAAGGCUGAAGAGAAGACUGACAGUCCUGAGGAAACAGUGAGCCCUACUUCUACUGAGUGCAGCAUACCGAGUGAUUCUACUCGACCAUCGCUUUUUGAGGAUGCCACAAGCGCUCUUGUAACAGGUCAAUCUUACGAGAAUAUGGUAACAGAGAUCAUGUCCAUGGGUUAUGAGCGAGAGCAAGUUAUUGCAGCCCUUAGAGCCAGUUUCAACAACCCUGAUAGGGCUGUGGAGUACCUCCUUAUGGGGAUCCCAGGAGAUAGAGAAGGUCAGGCAGUUGCUGAGCCUCCACAAGCAGUCAGUACACCACCUACUCAACCUCUGCCUAUGGCAGCUGGAGCUGCUGCAACAACUACAACACCUACUACACCUUCAACUGGAGGAAAUCCCCUUGAUUUCUUGCAGAAUCAGCCUCAGUUUCAACAGAUGAGGCAAAUUAUACAACAAAAUCCUGCUUUGUUGCCGGCACUUCUGCAGCAGAUAGGACGGGAGAAUCCCUCAUUAUUGCAGCAAAUUAGUCAACACCAGGAACAGUUCAUUCACAUGUUAAAUGAUCCAGUCUGUGAAUCUGAGGGUCAGGGUGGAGGUGGCGGUGGAGUAGCAGGUGGAAGAGGAGUAGCCGCCGAGGCUGGAAGUGGUCAUAUGAACUACAUUCAAGUUACACCUCAGGAAAAAGAAGCUAUAGAAAGGCUAAAAGCACUAGGAUUCCCUGAAGGACUCGUGAUACAAGCUUAUUUUGCAUGCGAGAAGAAUGAGAAUUUGGCUGCCAAUUUUCUCCUACAGCAAAACUUUGAUGAUGAUUGAAAAGAAGAGACUGUAUUUUAUAUCUUGCGUCACACCAGUGCAUUACACUAACUUUGCUCACUGGAUUUACUGGGAUGAUUUGGGCUCAUAUCCACAAUAUUUGGUGUACGGUAGUCAAGGGUGGGUGGGUUAGGGAAUUAUUGGAAAAGCUAGGACAAAGCAUACAUCUGCAGUUUAUUGAGCAGUUACAAGGGUCAGCGUGUAUUAUGGAAAUGAGCAAAAAAAAACAAAAAAAGAAAAACAUAUUUGCAACCAAAAUACAGCUUCAGCAGGCAUUUAUUCCCUUCUGAGAUACCAUCUGCUAACUUCUAGAUAUCAUUUUACCUUUUCACUAGUAUACUUAGAUCCAUAAAUUUAGUGUAAUGCCCUGCUUCCGGUUUUCUUUCUGACAAAACAUUGGUAUUAUAUAGCCUGUGGUACCAGACAGUGUCUGUAUUUUCUGGUAACACCGUGUUAUGGCCGUGUGAUCUCUAGGGCUUUGAGGAAGCUUAUAAGAUGUAAAUGCCAAAAUAAAGAUAGGUGAUUAUUUGCUGCUUCAACAAAUAAUUAAAGUCUGAAAUUAGUGCACAGAAAACUUUUUUUUUUUUUUUUACAUGGUAAAUGCUGUGAAAGUAAAUUCGGAAGAUCUUUCUUUCCAAUAAAUAAUCUUUACUGAUAUUUAAAUAAACCCUUAUUGAGUGUGAAGUGGCCACUUUCUGUUCUGACUUAGAAAACAGUAUUCACACAGGAGUUUGAUUUUGUUUUUUUUUCCUUCCAGUUUAGAGAAUUGAAACGGAUUAGCUUUCUAAUUGCUUAUUUACUUCAAUUUUUACAUUGCAGUAAAGGUUUUUAAAACAGUUGUUGCAUGUUUUUGGUUUUGAUAAAAUCCACUUGGUGUGUUAAGUAACCUAUACAGUGUUUAUUAGUUUUCCAUGUCAGCCGAGAAUGUGCAACCUCUUCAACCUGUCCAACCUAUUUAAUCCAUGCUUGUCCGAAAACCACAUAUAUGUAAACCAGUCCAAUAGCAAUGCAAGCCACAUAUUCAAAGAUAAAUUGAGAAAGGGUUUUUUUUUUUUUUUUAAAUGUAUAAACUUUAUUUCAUACCCCAUACCAAAAUAUUCAGUACAAAUUCUUUCUGCUCUGAAGCUGGCAUGACAGGGCUUGAGAGGUCAUCACAUCCUCUGUUGUUUUCAGAGAGGGCAUGACAUAUAAAUGAAUUGUAAGAACUAUUUGUGUAUGUACUACUUAUACAUCGCCUAAAUGGACAGUUGAACAAUCAGAGGGAAAAAAAACCCCAAAAAGUUAUACACAACAUUAAAAGUUCUCCUUGUA
Messenger RNA from Pseudophryne corroboree (corroboree frog), 2905 nucleotides. RefSeq names its product RAD23 homolog B, nucleotide excision repair protein (gene RAD23B). Gene Ontology annotation, cellular component: cytosol; nucleoplasm. The transcript is spliced from 10 exons. Lineage: Eukaryota; Metazoa; Chordata; Amphibia; Anura; Myobatrachidae. The record is from RefSeq and is a predicted model, not a curated record. Gene Ontology annotation, molecular function: proteasome binding; damaged DNA binding; polyubiquitin modification-dependent protein binding. Gene Ontology annotation, biological process: proteasome-mediated ubiquitin-dependent protein catabolic process; nucleotide-excision repair. The coding region runs from base 353 to 1594 and encodes 413 amino acids.